This is a messenger RNA of Neopelma chrysocephalum (saffron-crested tyrant-manakin), 1632 nucleotides long. It is a transcript of the gene SRPX, whose product is annotated as sushi repeat containing protein X-linked. The transcript has 10 exons. Bases 32 to 1396 code for a protein of 454 amino acids. Lineage: Eukaryota; Metazoa; Chordata; Aves; Passeriformes; Pipridae. The record is from RefSeq and is a predicted model, not a curated record.
CCCUGGGCCGGGAAGAGCCGCCGUUCGGAGCAUGGGGAGCUGCUGGCUGAGCCUCGCCGCGCUGCUCGCCCUGGGCGCCCGGCCCAGCCUGGAGUACCAGGGAUCGGGAUACUCACCCCUUGAAGAUGACGAGGAUGUGUAUGCACGCAAUAGAUAUAAAGAAACACCGUGGUGCUCACCCAUUAAAGUGAAACACGGUUAUGCAAACUGCAGGACACCUCAAGGGGAAUAUUACAAGAAUGUAUUGGGCACAAGAUGUGAUAUUCGCUGUCAAAAAGGCUACGAACUGCAUGGCCCUCACCAGCUAAUUUGUCAGUCAAGCAAACGCUGGUCUGGGAAAGUGCUGUGCAAACAAAAGCGCUGCCCCACGCUGUCCAUGCCGACCAACGGGGGCUUCAAGUGUUUGGAUGGUGCCUACUUUGGCUCAAGGUGUGAGUAUUACUGCUCUCCAGGAUACCAGCUGAAGGGAGACCGGAUAGUGACGUGCAUGGACAACAAAGCGUGGAGUGGCCGGCCAGCAUCCUGCGUUGACACUGAACCUCCGAGAAUCCAGUGCCCAAGCGUGAAGGAGAAAACCGCGGAGCCCAACAAGUUGACAGCCAGAGUUUUCUGGGACACCCCGGAGGGACGGGACACUGCUGAUGGAAUUCUGACAGAUGUUAUUUUGAAAGGCCUGCCACCAGGGUCACAUUUUCCAGAAGGCGACCACAAAAUCCAGUAUACUGUGUAUGACAGAGCUGAAAACAAAGGAACUUGCAAAUUUCUUGUUAAAGUCAGAGUCAGGCGCUGUGUGAAAUUAAAUGCCCCAGAUAAUGGCUACAUCAAGUGUUCAGGUGAUGGAAAUAACUAUGGUGCUACAUGCGAGUUUUCCUGCAUUGGUGGCUACGAGCUGCAAGGAAGCCCAGCUAGAGUGUGCCAGUACAAUUUGGGGUGGUCAGGAGUGGAGCCAACCUGUGCACCCAUGAAUAUUAAUGUGAAUGUGAGGACUGCAGCUGCGCUUCUGGAUCAAUUUUAUGAGAAGCGGAGACUGCUAAUUAUUUCAACUCCUACUGCAGCCAACUUCUUCUACAGGAUGCAGCUGGGAAUGCUGCAGCCAGCACAGUGUGGGUUAGACCUCCGACACGUUACCGUGGUUGAACUGGUUGGUGUGUUCCCAGCUCAGAUAGGAAGAAUAGGUGUAAAGCUGCUGCCUCCAUCUCUUGCCCUGCAACUCAGGCUGCUGCUGAGGAUCCCCCAUUACAAUUUCAACAUCGUGGUGAUGGACAAGCACGGAAUGGACAAGGAACGUUAUCCUUUCCCAGCAACACCAGCUGAGCUCUUUGCCCUUAUUGACAAAUUUCCCUUGAGAAAAGAGGAGAUGAAACUGCAAGCAGAAAUUGGUCAAUCAUGUCCCUAAUUCAGGAUUUCAGGGCUUGCAAUUCUCAGUGAAUUUUUUUUAAUUCACAUAAUUCUUUCCUUGGUGCUACACAAAGCAUGGCUUUUUUAAUCACUGAUGUGAUUUUUUGUGUGUAUCAGUAAGUCUGUCCAGCCGUGUAGCUGCUCUGCAUAGAAGUAUGCAUGAUGCUUUUUUAUACUUUCAGUCAUCUUUAAAUCAUAGAAUCACAGAAUGGCUUGGGUUGGAAGGGACCUUAA